Molecule: messenger RNA, 276 nt
Organism: Penicillium crustosum
Lineage: Eukaryota; Fungi; Ascomycota; Eurotiomycetes; Eurotiales; Aspergillaceae
Exons: 1
Coding region: 1-276 (91 amino acids)
Source: RefSeq, a predicted model, not a curated record
AUGACGAUCGGAGAAUACACCGCCCUGAUCUACUCUAUAUACCCAAUCCCAAUACCAGUCAUCUGGUCCAGAGGCGCAGCGGCGAGAUAUUGGAAGGUCCAUGGCGACGUUCCGAGUGUUCUACAGCUAGAGGAUUGGACUGCUCUUGAAGCCGUCAAUGACCCGGAUCGUUACCUUGGUGGUGCUCUGUCCAACAAUUUGACAACAUCAAACAUCCAUGGAAUCCUCGUUAGCAAAUGCCAAGAGGGACUGGAUUGUACCAAAAGCACCCAUUAA